CCAACGUGGACUGUUGCUUAAAACUCUCUCCCUUUUUUUUCUCUCUCUCUCUCUUUGGGUUUGCGUUCCUUCCCAAAUCAACCCUGCUGCUGCUGCUACUCUUGCUGAGCCGUACCUGAUCUACCCAUACCAAGAAUUUUGAUUUCUUCUUGGGGCGGGUGGGGGGCGUCAGCCAAAGAAAGAGGCAUCAACACCCACACGACAAAGGCAGGAAAUCUCCAUCUGGGCUGGAGGCUGUGAAGGAGAACUACAGAGAAUCCAGAAGUUGCAACCUCUCCUAAAACACAAACACACACACACACAAACACACACAAACGUACAAGAAUUGUACUGCUCUCCUAGGUGUAUGGGACUUAACUUCUUGAAGCACUGAAUUGUUAAAGGAAAACCAUGACCACUUCACUACUCGCAUUUGUGUGUUUGCAAGUCAUCGCUGCAGCCGUCUCUGUGGAAGUUUUAGAUCAUGGUGCCACAUUGAGUGUGAGCAUACCGUUGCGUUCCCCCCUGCGCGUUCCUCUGGGAAGAACGUUGACCAUUCCCUGUUACUACAUUGAUACUUUGGAACAUGUCACCACGUCUCCAUCCACCCCACCCUUGAGCCCGAGAAUCAAAUGGAGCAGAAUAUCAGAUGGCAAGCAGGUAGUCUUGCUGGUAGCCAUGGACGGGCAUGUGAGAAUCAACACCGCGUACCAAGAGGUGGUCUCUCUGCCCAACUACCCUGCCAUUCCCACGGACGCCACUCUGGAAAUCAAGAGACUUCGGUCCAACGAUACGGGGAUUUAUCGCUGUGAGGUGAUCCAUGGCAUUGAGGACAGCCAGGAUACAGUAGAGGUGAAAGUAAAAGGAAUCGUGUUCCAUUACAGAGCCAUCUCCACUCGAUAUACUUUGGACUUUGAGAAAGCUAAGCAGGCAUGUAUCCAGAACAGUGCCGUCAUCGCAACACCUGAACAGCUCCAAGCGGCCUACGAGGACGGCUUUGACCAGUGCGAUGCGGGUUGGUUGGCUGAUCAAACUGUCCGGUACCCAAUGAACCAUCCACGAGAAGGUUGUUAUGGUGACAAGGAUGAAUUUCCCGGAGUGAGGACGUACGGCGUUCGUGAAACAGAUGAGACAUACGAUGUGUAUUGUUAUGCAGACGAAAUGGAAGGUAAAGUCUUCUACGCCACCUCUCUAGAAAAGUUCACCUUCCCGGAAGCAGCAGAGAAAUGCCGCAGCCUCGGCGCACGUUUGGCAACGACUGGGGAGCUCUAUCUUGCCUGGAAAGACGGCAUGGAUGUCUGCAGUGCUGGCUGGCUGGCCGAUCGCAGUGUUCGGUACCCCAUCAACAAAGCCCGGCCGACCUGUGGGGGCAACCUAGUGGGGGUGCGCACUGUGUACCUCUAUGUCAACCAGACCGGGUACCCUUACCCCCAUUCUCGCUACGAUGCCAUUUGCUACACGAGUGGCGACCUGGACACCAUUGUCCACGAGAACUUCACCGAUGAAACCAUCGAUGAGCUGGGAAGUGCUUUCACUGUCCGGACAGUCACCGAGAUGGACAUUGAACUGGAAUUUGCACGCAACGUCACCGAGGAGGAAGCCCGGGGCAGCGUUGCCACCUUGGAGCCAAUAGACUUUACCGCCACCCCUUCUGAGGUGGACGAGGCCUUCACAGCCAUUCCAGAUCUUUUUGCUACUGGAUUCACUGAGGAGAUCGAGAACAGGACUGAGACGGGACUCUGGGAGGGUAUAGAAAAUGCGACAAUGCCAACCUUGGAUACUCUUUUUACCACUGAAACCCCAGAGGUCAGCUCAGUGGAAGACAGCUUAUGGGCAACUCUGAGACCAGAACUUGAAUCUCCCUUGCCAUUUACAGUGGAAGAGCAAAUCAUCGUAGGAACAGCAGCUCCUGACAUUGGCUUUGUCCCCAAGGGACCCAUUUCUCCCACAGGUGUUGUCUUUCAUUACCGACCAUCCACCAAUAGAUAUUCCCUGACUUUUGUCAAGGCUCAGCAAGCUUGCUUGGAUAAUAACGCUGUUAUUGCCACUCCCGAACACUUGCAAGCUGCUUAUGAGGAUGGUUACGAUCAAUGUGACGCUGGCUGGCUAAGGGACCAGACAGUCAGGUACCCCAUUGUGGUUCCACGAAGCAAAUGUGAAGGAGAUAAAGAUGAUAUCCCAGGCGUGCGGACGUAUGGUAUGCGCCCAGCAUCUGAGAUGUUUGAUGUAUACUGCUAUAUCGAUAGACUGAAUGGUGAAGUCUUCUUUGCAACUCAACCAGAGCUGUUCACCUUACGAGAAGCUCAAGAAUACUGUGAGAGUCAGAAUGCCACUCUAGCCUCUACGGGGCAGCUCUAUGCUGCCUGGAGACUGGGCAUGGACAACUGCCGCGCCGGCUGGCUGGCUGACGGCAGCCUCCGAUACCCCAUUGCUCGCCCACGCCCCUCGUGUGGGGGGGACAAGCCGGGAGUGAGGACCAUCUACUUGCAUCACAACCAGACCGGAUUCCCUGACCCCCAAUCAAAGCACCAUGCCUUUUGCUUCAAAGCUCUACCCUCUCUCUAUGAAGAAACGGAGGAAGAUCUCAUCAUAGCCCAGCUGGUCCCUGGCAUUGAAGAAGUCCCCUCUGGGGAAGAAACAACUGUAGAAAUAGAGUUUGCCACUGAUUCAGAAAAUCAGACUGAGUGGGGAGCAGAAGUAUUCCCGACUAACAUAUCAUUGUUAUCCAUGAGUCCGUCAGUUGUUCCUCCCGUCUAUGCGACACCAGAAGAGAUGGCUACAGAAGCUCCAAUCACAGAGAUCAUCGUUUCUGGGUGGGCGUCUGGAGCUCCAGAUUUCAGUGGAACCAUUGAACCUUCUGGAGAUGGAGAAAGUGGAGAACCUUCUGGGGUUGGAGAAAGUGGGUUUCCUUCUGGAGUCCCAGAUGUUAGUGGGCUCCCUUCUGGGGAGAGCGGGUUGCCAUCAGGAGACAUCAGUGGCAUGCCUUCUGGUGUCAUUGAAGUCAGCAUGUUACCUUCUGGAGAUGAUGAAUUAUCAGGAAUUGAAUCAGAGACCGUGCCUGGACUUCAGGAAGGCAAAGGGGUUCCAGAAAUCAGUGGGUUGCCUUCUGGAUUUAGCGGAGAGGGCCCCAGCGUCGACCUCAGUGGCUUGCCCUCCGGAGAGUAUGAUUAUAGUGGUCUCCCAUCUGGAUUCCCGACGGUGUCUCUUGUGAAUGCCACUUUGGUGGAAAUUGUAACCACCGCACCAGACAGAGAAGUGGAAGGGAAAGGAACCAUCGGGGUCAGUGGAGAUGGCGAGCUAUCAGGUUUCCCCUCUGCUGAGUGGGACAUCAGUGGGACAACCAGCGGGUUGCCCUCAGGAGUAGACUUCAGUGGAAUACCUGAUCUCAGUGGCCUUACCUCAGGAUUUGAUGUUGGUGGGGAGCUGUCUGGGGUACCUGAUAUCUCUGGACUACCAUCAGGAGUGGACACCAGUGGACAGCCGUCUGGUCUACCAGAUUUCAGUGGGUUACCCUCAGGAACGGACUUCAGCGGCACACAUUUAGGGAUACCUGACAUAAGUGGCUUUGAGGACUUAAGCGGGAGGGGAUCGGCUGUGGAUGCAAGUGGCGAACCUUCGGAGGUCACCUUUGUUGACUCCCAUCUGUUCGAAGUGACAACAACGCCUUCGGCUAAAGAAGAAGAAGGGAAGGGAUCUGUAGAAAUGAGUGGAUUGCCUUCAGGGGAUGAAGAUCUCUCAGGCGCAGUGUCUGGAGUUUUAGACGUGAGCGGUCAACCUUCAGGACAAAUUGACUUUAGUGGGUGGACUUCUGGAGUUCAUGAACUCAGCGGAUUUCCGAGCGGACUUCCAGAGGUCAGUGGCGAAAGUUCUGGUCUGGGUCUUCCCAGUGGCUUACCAUCUGGAAUGUAUGAUUACAGUGGCCUCUCAUCAGGGCUUCCGACCAUCUCUCUUGUGGAUGCUACUUUGGUGGAAGUAGAGACACGGCCAACUGUUGCACAGGAACUGGGCGAAGGAACAUCUGGGGUGUUAGAAAUCAGUGGCUUUCCUUCAGGAGAGAGGGAAACAUCUGGAGAACUAUAUGGUGUGACAACAGCUGAUGGAUUACCCUCUGGGACAUUGGACAUCAGCGGAAUGGCAUCAGGGGUUCCCUAUUUCAGUGGAGAAAUUACUGGUGUCACUGACCUAAGUGGAGAAUCCUCAACUGUAGCUGGUACUAGCGGUGACGCUUCUGGCAUCCCAGAGAUCACUUUAGUAACAUCUGAUUUAGUAGAAGUUGUAACAAGCCCAGCAGUUUCGCAGGAGCUGGCUGGAGGGACUGAGGCAACACAGUCCCGUUUUUAUGAGUCAAGUGGGGAAGCUUCUGCUCCUAGUGGAGAAACGUCUGCAUAUCCUGAAAGUACUUUAAAAUCCCCUGAAUAUCAUGAUAUUAGUGGUGAAACAUCCACGUUUCAUGAACCUGCUGUAGAAACCUCUACCAUUCAUGAAAUCAGUGGAGAAACAUCCACGUUUCAUGAAACUGCUGUAGAAACAUCUGCCAUUCAUGAAAUCAGUGGAGAAACAUCCACGUUUCAUGAACCUGCUGUAGAAACCUCUACCAUUCAUGAAAUCAGUGGAGAAACAUCCACGUUUCAUGAACCUGCUGUAGAAACCUCUACCAUUCAUGAAAUCAGUGGAGAAACAUCCACGUUUCAUGAACCUGCUGUAGAAACCUCUACCAUUCAUGAAAUCAGUGGAGAAACAUCCACGUUUCAUGAACCUGCUGUAGAAACCUCUACCAUUCAUGAAAUCAGUGGAGAAACAUCAGCCUUACCAGAAAGCCAUUAUGAAGUAUCCACCACAUAUGAAGCCGGUGGUGAAACAUCAGCAUUGCCUGAAAGCUAUCCAGAAACAUCUGGGGUACCUGUUGUUAGUGGCUUACCUCUGGAGGCAUUUGAGGAGCGGAGCCAGAUCCAUGGGGAUAGCUCAGGACCACCACCUGACCUCCCCUCCGCUGUCCCAGGAAUGCCUGAUGUCUUACUUGGCACCAGUGAUCCAGAACACUCCAAGCAUCUGGAGAAGACCACAACUGAGGCCUCCACACCUGCAAGAUCAGAUUUGGAAAUGGGAGGUGCAGCCAUACCUGAUGUUCCACCUAUACCUGCUGCCACGGAUGUCCUGCCUGAAGUUUCACCCGAGAUGACAAAGGAGAUCAAUACAGACCUUGACGAGUGCCACUCCAGUCCUUGUCUAAAUGGAGCUACCUGCGUUGAUGGCAUCCACAAUUUCACAUGCUUAUGCCUCCCCAGCUACGGAGGGGAUCGCUGUGACGUUGAUCUGGCGGAAUGUGAAGUUGGCUGGACCAAAUUCCAAGGCAACUGUUACAAGCAUUUUGAGGAGAAACACACAUGGGUGGAUGCGGAGAAUCUGUGCCGAGAGCACCAGUCCCACUUGAGUAGCAUCAUCACGCCCGAAGAGCAGGAGUUUGUUAACAAGAAUGCACAGGAUUAUCAAUGGAUUGGCCUUAGUGACCGAGCCGUUGAAGGCGACUUCCGUUGGUCUGACGGACACUCUCUUCAAUACGAGAACUGGAGGCCCAACCAGCCGGAUAACUUCUUUGCCAAAGGGGAGGACUGUGUGGUCAUGAUCUGGCAUGAGAAGGGAGAGUGGAAUGACGUCCCCUGCAACUACCACCUUCCGUUCACCUGUAAAAAAGGAACAGUGACCUGCCAAGACCCACCGGCGGUCGAGAACGCCAGGCAUUUUGGUAAGAAGAAAGACCGCUACGAAAUCAACUCCAUGGUGCGGUACCAAUGUGACCCGGGCUACAUACAGCGUCACGUGCCCACCAUUCGGUGUCAACCCAACGGGCACUGGGAAGAGCCACGGAUAGCCUGCAUAGAUCCCUCCACCUACAAACACAGGCUACACAAGAGGAGCCCACGUACUCGAUCGAGGACCAACGGAGGCCUGGCACAGAAAACCACCCAUUAAAGAGAGGACAGAGAACAAGAAGAGUUGAGAGAGAGAGAGAGAAUGAAAGAGAGAAAGAGAGAGAGAGAGAGAUUUUAUGGAACAGUUCUAUUAACAGAAUCGAUCCCCCCCCCCGUUGAUUUUUGUUGUCGUAUAAGGAAAAUAUAUAUAUAUAUAUAAAAGACAAUCCCACCUUGUGUAUAUGUAAACAAAGCAGAACGAAGGAAAAACAGGGAAAGGAAGCUUUGCCGGAGAGCAAAGGAAAGAAAUAUACAAUCUCAGCUUUUAAUUUUAUUUGUUACUAACCGCUUGAAGCCCUGCGUCUCGGUAGGGGCUCAGUCUGGGGGAGGCCCCGUGAAGUGAGGGUUAACUUAAAUAAUAAAGUUGCUAAUUGUGUGCAUGUGUGUGUGUGAGAGAGUGUGUGUGUGUGCAUGCAGGC
Pogona vitticeps (central bearded dragon) is the source of this 6367-nucleotide messenger RNA. The record is from RefSeq and is a predicted model, not a curated record. Lineage: Eukaryota; Metazoa; Chordata; Lepidosauria; Squamata; Agamidae.